Necator americanus (New World hookworm) is the source of this 210-nucleotide messenger RNA. RefSeq lists its product as uncharacterized. The transcript is spliced from 3 exons. The coding region runs from base 1 to 210 and encodes 69 amino acids. The record is from RefSeq and is a predicted model, not a curated record. Lineage: Eukaryota; Metazoa; Nematoda; Chromadorea; Rhabditida; Ancylostomatidae.
AUGGGUGACAAUGAACGAUCAUGUUCCAAUAGAGAAGAAUACAACAACACAGUGCCACCCGUAUCACCUAUGCCGUUUCUCUACGAAUUGCUCGAGCGGGUGCCAAUAAUACCUCCAUUAGUUCCAAUCACGCGGUUCCUCGCAAAAAAUUCGAACCGUCACGUUGGCGGUCUUCCUGUACUGCGCUUGAUGUCACUCAGUCGCUCUUGA